Drosophila busckii is the source of this 2302-nucleotide messenger RNA. RefSeq names its product lysosomal acid glucosylceramidase. Gene Ontology annotation, molecular function: glucosylceramidase activity. The transcript has 9 exons. Gene Ontology annotation, biological process: glucosylceramide catabolic process. The coding region runs from base 57 to 1745 and encodes 562 amino acids. Lineage: Eukaryota; Metazoa; Arthropoda; Insecta; Diptera; Drosophilidae. The record is from RefSeq and is a predicted model, not a curated record.
GCGAUCGAGUUGCACGCUUUUUCUUCUGUGACGCGCUGCGCUGCUUGCACUAAAAAAUGAAAGCAAUUUGGCUCAGCUUACUGUUGUUAUUGCAGACUGGCGUUGCCCUGACGACAACAACAACAACACCUUGUCUGCUGCGCGAGACAAGCUUUGGCGGCGUCUGUGUUUGCAAUAGCAGCUACUGCGAUUACCUGGCGCAGCCAGUGCUCAAAGAUAAUGCACAGAUUGUGUUGAUAAGUUCCAGCAAGAAUGGAUUACGCUUUAGUCGCACCGAUGGCAGCUUUGGGCAGGUGGCUGCUUUGGAAGUGCAGGAUAGACAAGAAUUUGAUGCCAACUUCAAAGCGGAUGCCAUUGUUGUGGAGCAAAACAAAGCCUGGCUGCAGUUGGCCAACUUACCAAAGCCCUUUGCCUUUAAUGUGAACAUCAAAACUGUGCAGCUGCUGAUUAAUAGGCAGCAACUUUAUCAAAAUAUAACCAACUUUGGUGGCGCCUUUACGGGCAGCGUUUCACACAUACUCAAACAGCUGCCCCAAGAAUUGCAGGAUCAUGUCUAUAAAUCCUAUUUCCAUAGCGCUGGCAUUGGCUACAAUUCCAUACGCAUGUCCAUAGGUGGCUCCGAUUUUGAUUUGCAGCCCUGGGCGUACAAUGAGCUGCCUAUAAACGAUUUACAUCUAAGCAACUAUACAGCUUUGGAUCCACGCGAUUUGCAAAAGAUUGAGCAACUGCAGCGCCUUAAGCGCGUGGCUGAGCUUGAUGAGCUGAAGAUUAUGGCUGCUGCCUGGUCAGCACCACUUUGGAUGAAGAGCAAUGCGCGCUGGACUGGGUUUGGUCAGCUCAAGUCGCAAUACUAUCAGACCUGGGCCGACUAUCAUCUCAAAUUUCUCGAACUGAUGCAGUCUAAAAAUAUGCCUGUCUGGGCCAUAUCCACUGGCAAUGAGCCGUUAAACGGCGUCAUAGGUUUCGUUUUCAUUCAUUUUAUGAGCAUGGGUUGGACGCCGUGGCAACAGGCUAUUUGGCUAAACGAUUAUCUGGGACCGACAAUUAGAAAUUCCACGCAACGUCAUGUGCUGCUAUUUGGUAAUGAUGAUCAGCGUUAUACAUAUCCGUCUUGGUUUCGUAAGAUGCGCGCUUCUCGCAGCAAUGCGCUUGACUAUCUGGAUGGCCUGGCUGUGCACUGGUAUUGGGAUGAGAUCUUUGGUCCACAGCUAAUAGACGAGGCGCUAACGGAAAUGCCCAACAAAUUAUUGCUGAAUACCGAAUCCUGCAUUGGCGAUAAGCCCUGGCAGACGCAUGGCCCUGAGCUGGGCAGCUGGGGGCGUGGCGAGCACUAUAUGCGCGCCUAUAUGCAGGACUUGCAGCACAAGUUUAAUGGCUGGCUGGAUUGGAAUCUGGUGCUGGACGAGCGUGGUGGACCCAACUAUGUUAACAACUUUGUAGACGCUGCGGUUAUAGUGAACACCACAAGUCGCGCCGAGUUCUAUAAGCAGCCGAUCUACUAUGCCAUUGGGCACUUUAGUAAAUUUGUGCCGGAGCAUUCGCGCAUGAUUGAGACGCGCACCAAUGAAACGGCGUCCAUUGCGCAGCUCAGCACGGUGGGAUUUCAAAGACCCGACGGCUCAAUCGCUUUAAUCUUGUACAAUGGGGAGAACCUGCCGCUGCGUGUGCUGCUCCAGGAUAGCGAACGCGGCGAGUUGAGCCUGCAGCUUCCUGCGCGCUCCUGGCAUACAAUCAUCUAUAAAUGAGCGGACAUUAAAGGCUUAAGCAUAGCAUAAAGUGAUAUAACAACAUAGACUAGUUAGCUUAACAAAAAACGGUUUGUUUACUCGGCUGCUCGGCUGCCUAAGCGGAUGUUCCUGCUGCACAGGAUGCGGCUGUGUACUCUGGAGAUUUGAAGUUGUCCACGCGCAACGACCGUACGGCAAACGGAAAUUUAUGCACGCUGCUCAAUUUGCCGUAACGCGUCUGUUUACAAUGAAAUUUCAUUUGCCGUAUACGCCGCUGCCGCCUCAAAUAACUGACUGACUGCAUGGGAAUCUCAAUCCGAAUCUCAGUGGCACGGAAUUUGCUUUCGGAUCAAGCUGAGUGACAACUGGCAGUCGAGCGGUGACAACGACCAAACAUAAAAAAUUCUUAAGCGCAUGUGUUUGUGUAAAUAUUAGUUUAAGUUUUCAUCUAUUUUUUUCCCAGCUCUUAUAUAUGAAUUUGCUCUAUAAAUAUGAUUGUCAAUUGAGCGCACAGCAAAUGCAUUUGCUUGGUGCUGUGUGUGCAUUUUAUGUCAAUCUAUAAAUUAAACAUGAAA